This is a messenger RNA of Acipenser ruthenus (sterlet), 4918 nucleotides long. RefSeq names its product gamma-adducin. Gene Ontology annotation, cellular component: cytoskeleton; postsynaptic density; plasma membrane. NCBI's taxonomy places the organism in Eukaryota, Metazoa, Chordata, Actinopteri, Acipenseriformes, Acipenseridae. The transcript is spliced from 16 exons. Bases 355 to 2460 code for a protein of 701 amino acids. The record is from RefSeq and is a predicted model, not a curated record. Gene Ontology annotation, molecular function: actin filament binding. Gene Ontology annotation, biological process: barbed-end actin filament capping.
UGCUUGGAGUCCUACGCUGUGAGAUAAAGCAGCAAAUGUUAGGAUAGAGUAGGUGGAUAAGCAAUGCAAUGCUUCUAAUCUCUCUUCGGAGCUGGGAAACCCUGUUUACUGUCAGAAUGUAAGGAAGGGCAGAAGGGAAAGGGGCUGGUGCUGCAAGGGGCUGGAAGGAUUUGUUUGACACAGUGCAGAAGAAAUUUGCAUUCGUGAAGAGGAGCACAGAAUCUGUUACAGUUGGAAACAACAGCCAUAACUUUGCUUACUCCAAAAAGCCAAGGAAACCCCGUUGACUGUAACCAGACUGCACAUGACCACAUGUUUAAGGUGAAGAUACACAUCAGAGCACAGCAGUGAAACAUGAGUGCAGAUGCUAUUCAGGGGGUGGUGACUACCCCUCCCCCACCCAGCAUGGGCCACAAAGACAGAUACUUCGACCGGAUCGACGAAAAUGACCCAGAGUACCUCCGUGCAAGGAACAUGUCUCCAGACCUGAGGCAAGACUUGAACAUGAUGGAUCAGAAGAAGAGAGUCACUCAGAUACUGCAGAGCCCGGCCUUCAAAGAUGAACUAGAAGGCCUAAUUCAAGAACAGAUGAAGAAGGGAAACAACCCCACAGGGCUUCUGGCAUUGCGGCAGAUAGCAGACUUAAUAAUGACCAGCUCGAUGGCAGGAUUCGCCACCUCUCCCAUCAGCCUUGGAAUGGUCACGCCCAUCAACGACCUGCAUGGAAUGGAAUCCUCCGUGUUUGUGAAAGGAGAGAAGCUGACUCGGUGUAAACUGGCCAGCUUGUACAGGCUGGUGGACCUCUUCGGCUGGGCUCACCUAGCCAGCUCCUACAUUACAGUGAGGGUUAGCAAAGAACAAGACCAUGUCCUCAUUAUUCCCAGAGGGCUGUCCUUUGCUGAAGCCACAGCUUCAAACCUGGUGAAGGUGAACAUUAUUGGGGAUGUUGUGGAUCAGGGUUGUACAAACCUGAGCAUUGACCAUGCUGGGUUCAGCCCCCACUCUGCUAUCUACUCGAUGCGCCCGGACUCCAGAUGCAUCGUACAUCUCCACACACCUGCAGCUGCAGCAGUUUCAUCUAUGAAGUGUGGCAUCCUCCCCAUCUCCCAAGAGGCACUCAUUCUUGGUGAUAUUGCCUACUUCAAUUACCAAGGAUGCCUUGAUGAAUCGGAAGAGAAAGUUGAGCUCCAAAAAGCUCUGGGUCCAUCUUGCAAGGUGCUGGUACUGAGAAACCAUGGUGUGGUCGCUCUUGGGGAAACGAUAGAGGAGGCCUUUCAUUACAUUUACACUGCCCAGUUAGCCUGUGAAAUCCAGGUAAAUGCAUUGUCGUGUUCCGGGGGAGUGGAAAACCUGAUUGUCUUGGACUUGGAGAAGUACAAGGCUGUCACUCAGGGAGUGGCGGUGGGGGGGGUCAGCAUGGGCACCCAGCAGAAAUGGAAAGUGGGAGAACUGGAGUUUGAGUCACUCAUGAGGAUGCUGGAUAACCUGGGCUACAGGACGGGCUAUGCCUACAGACACCCCAUCAUUAGAGAGAAGCCCAGGCACAAGAGCGACGUAGAGAUCCCUGCCACCUCCACUGGCUUCCUGUUCGAUGAGGACAGCGCAGCGCCACGCUCCGCUCUCAACUUCCUGGCACAGAAACAGCAGCGUGAAAAAACACGCUGGCUCAACUCUCCCAAUACCUACAUGAAGGUGAACGUGGCAGAGGAGCCCCACAACAGGGAGAGCAGUCCCAGGAAUAAGAUAACGUGGAUGAAGGCAGAUGACUGCACUAAAUCCAGCAGCGGCACUCCCAUCAAAAUUGAAGAUCCCAAUCAAUUUGUUCCUUUAAACACAAACCCCAUCGAAGUGCUGGCAAAGAGAAACAAGAUAAGAGAGCAGAAUCGAUUUGACCUCAUGACAGCCGGACCACAAUCUCAGCUCUUAUCCGGCAUAGUGGUGGAUAAGCCCUCUACACCGUAUGUGGUAUCGGAUGAGGAGCAGACUGGCCCCCUCCCUCCAAACCCUUUCACGGAGCUGAGCGAGAGAGAGAUGGAGGAGUAUAAGAAGGCAGUGAUGCUGCGACAGCAGGGAUACCAGGAUACUGAACAGGAUUUCACAUCUGAUGACGGUUCCACACUUUCACAGUCUCUGUCACAAACUCAGUCUCCUCUAAUAACUCCAGCUCCAGAAGCAGAAAACCACACAGACUCCAACCUGACCCCCCAGGGCACCCCAGCUGUGAUCGUGAAUGGGAAAGACGACCUUCAUGACGUGGAGGAGGACCUGACAAAGCGAGUGAGCCAGCUGACCACCAGCACUGUGGGGAGUGUGGAAAUCACCAUCAAACCAGCGGAGAAGAUCGAGGAGACCCUGUCUCCCGAGAGCUCUCCCUCCAAAUCACCCUCCAAGAAGAAGAAGAAAUUCCGCACGCCUUCCUUCCUCAAGAAGAACAAGAAGAAGGAGAAAGCUGAAGCUUAGGGGGAGGGAGCAUCAUUUCUUUUUUUUUUUUUUUUUUUUUAAUGAAAAUUAAAAUUAUAUGUUAAAAAAAAAAAAAAAAUGACACUGCACAUUUGAAAACAAACAAAUGUGAAAAAAAAAAUUGGUCACCUCAAGUUCACAGGUUUAUGCAUCUCUCUCUUUCGUGGGGGGUGGGAGACGGGUUGGGCGGUGAUUUCACAUGAAAGUUCAAACUGCAUUUGUAACGUGAGCGGGAAGCUAAAAUAAAUCCUGGCUACCAGGCUUGCAGGCGGUUCUACAGUCUUCCCUCCUUGAUAGCCAGGUGAAAGGGCAGAGGAAAUCAUUUUUUGCUAUCUGAAUUGUUACAUUUUGGUGGGUAAAUGCAAAAUAAAAGGGGCAGGCAUCAAAUGCUGCAUUUCAUUCACUGUAUGCAAUUCAUUAACUGCAUGCUGCCCAUCAUUUUGUUAUAUAUAGAAUAAUGCUUUUUUUGCUUCUGUUCAGAUGAUACGGUCACUUUCAGUAUUUUCAGCCAACUAGGUUCUGGAACCAUUGUUCAUUUUGUUAGGAAUUCACACCAUACAGAAUCUAUGUGACUGCCACACAGCAAGCUAACAGUUUCUUGCACCUUCUUGGGUUUUAGAAACCAGUUGAAGAUGAAUGGGGUCUGCAGAGGUGGCCCUGUAACUGCACAGCCAUACUCUAACUUCAAGACAAACUAUUAAUUCUGCACUGACUCAAAAAACACUCACCUUGAAAGACCUGUGUGGUGUUUUAUUUGGAAUGUUAAAGCACUCGUUCGUUCUAUUAGUUAAGUUUUUUUGUUUCUUGCCAAAAGAAAAAAAAAAAUCACGUUUUAGUGAAUCAUAAUCUCAAGGUUUAAUCAUUUUUAUUUUUAGAUUUUAAAUUGCAUUUAGAAAAGAAAAUAGAAGAUUAAUCUCACUGAAUCAGGACUUUUUAUUACACUUAAACCUGGUUAACAUCAAACUCUUUUAAAUUGGUUUUCUAUCUAUUUCUAUACUGUUGCGUUAAACAAAUGACCAGCAUGUAUUGCAAGAAUCUAAAGUUAUAGAACUGAUCUAGUGAUGCCUGCUUUGUGAAAUAGUAUAGUUAUGAUACAGGCAUUGUAGCUCAGAUUACUAAAAAACAUAUAUAUAGGAGUUAUAGAAAAACUGGAUUUUGUGUUUAUAGAUUUAUUAUUUUUUUUAACUUUUUACUGCACUUUUUUGUGGUAUUUAACAACUCCUUAAACGCUGGUGUUCCCUAAUGUACCCAAAAUGAAGGAAUGAGAAAUAAAUGGAAAAGUUGUGGUUGGGUGAUGAGAGGGAUAGACCAGAUGUGGUAAAUGUGGCAUAACAUUUUUGAAAGUCAAUGCUGUCAGGCUAUGGUUUGUGUCAAUAAAUAAUUGCAGCAACUAUGUGACCAGUUCCAAUGAAAAUCAGCCUACAUGGAAAGACUACCAGAACGGCAUCCUGUGUUUUUAUAUAUUAUCUGAACAGCAGGUGUUUAAAGAGCUGUAAUCCAACACAACAACCACCACCAAGCAUGUUUCAACGGCAGUUUCUCACAGUGACGGCACUGUUAAAGGAUACAAGACUGCCAACCUGGUGAAUUCAUCAUCUGGUUAUCUGACGCUUUUUUCCCCCUCUAUAUAUUCACUUACGAUUUGUAGGUGUACAAUUUAGCUGUGUUUGUUUUACUGCUUGGUUUUUGUUUUUUUUUCACAUUGGACAGUCUAGAGUUUUCAUUUUAGAGCAGUUUUUUGUUUCUCCAAACUGAAACUGAAAAAAAUAUAUAUAUAUGGAAAAAAUCUACAUUGAGCAAACAUAUUUUGGCUUGGCUGUUGUAAGCCAUGAGCAAAUGUAUACUAAUAUCCCAGCUAGCAAUGUGAAUGAGUUGCUAUGGCAGACGGGGAGUGGGCACAUUAAAGCUUUGUAUGUUGCAAAGAGGGAGGCCAGGUUUGGAUAGAUGAAAGCUGGAGGAGGUGAGAGAGAGCUUUACAAGACAGAAUCCUGCAUUAACUAAUACUGGGGGAAAAAAUACCCUAUGAUAACAACGUGCUUAAUCUCAACUGUUUAUUUGCCACUGUUUUUAUGUGUUAAACCACAUUUUUUCCCCUUGUUUGUAUUAAAAGAUAUUUUUGAAAUAGUUUUCUGAGCACUAUGCUUUAAUAACGGUUUUUAAAGCGCGUACAUUAUUUCUGAAUGGCUGCAUUGCUUACCUCCCUUUUGUUUGUUUUUUUGCACCUUGUUUUAAUAAUGUCUCUUAUUCAUUUGUUUUAAACUUAGCUUUGGCUGCUUGAGUAUGAGCCGAGUCAAUCUGUGACCUGUGGAAACUAUAUUAAUGCUUAUCUAAUUGAGUUGCUUUUAGAUGUAUUGCUAAUCUGUGUACAUUCACAAAUAAACAGUAUUUUAAGGAAUGAUUGCCAUGUUAAUCUGUGAAAUUGGGGAUGUGGUCUUGUAUUAAAGGAGAACUCAACUAA